GGUUUGCAAUGGCAAACCGAUUUUGCAAGCGGUCGAAUAUCUGACACGGUGCUGUGUGCGAUCCGUAUCCUCUAGCGGCCCUGCCCGCCCGCGUAGCCUGUCAUAUCGGCAGAGGAUCAAGAGCAGAGCGAGUCAUGAGGAGGUACCAUUCAUCAGGUGCGAUGUGGCAAGAAAUGGUUGCCCUGUCGUCUGCCUACUACUACGUCACGAGGAAAGGCGAGGGGGGGGGGAUGGGGGGGGGGGGGGGGGGGGGGGGGGGGGGGGAACUCCAGGAGCAGCAGGGUUGUCGGCGGCAGCAAAGACAGCAAGGGGGAUUAUCGUUGACGUCAGCACGAUGAAGAGGCGUCUAUCCCACGUGUUUACUCGGGGGCUGGAUGGCGUCAUGCAUCAUGGACUGCGUGAAGGGGGCGAGUCCCUAUCCCGACCAGGUCUCGAUGAAAGCCCCCCAUCAAAUGGUCUUGUCGAGAAGGCGCGGGAGGAGCAGCAGCAGCAGCAGGAGGAGGAGGAGGAGGAGGAGGAGAGGGGAGGGAGGCCGAACAACAGGAGGAAGGUUUUGCCUCCGCUUGCGGCUUUGAGAAGCGUACGGAUUGGGGAGUGGCUGCCGUUUAACAAGGUAUGGGAUGCGUUGAAGGUCACAGGAGCAGGAAGGGGAGGAGGAGGGAGAGGGGGAGGGGGAGGGGGAGGAGGAGUAGGAGGAGCAGUCGGAGGAAGAGGAGAAGGGGAAGACGAGGAUAUAUGGGUGAGGGGUAAGGGUGCAAAGGAAGGGAGGAGGGAGGUGGGAAUGGGUGGAGAGGACGAGGAUGAUGAGAGAGGGAAAGCUAGACGUGGCAACGAUCCAAACACAAGAGAAGAAAGAGAGGAGAAGAGAGAGCUAAAGCGGGAGGAGGUUAGCAAGACGAGCGAAUGGGGCCAAGACGUUGUCCGCUGGGUGUCUUCCUCAACUCCAUCUUCCUUUGGCUUGCAAACGCUGUCUGAUCUGUUUUCGGAAUCUGCACUAAGUCUUUACAAGAAGGUGUUUCCUAAAGGUCAAGCUAGUACGUCAGUUUUUCUGCCAGCAAGUUGGAGGUCCCUUGUGGAUAUCGCAACCAGCAUGAGACAGGCCACGUCUGGGAUGGACGGGUGGAGUUUGUCGGACCUGACGUUGGGGCUUUAUGUGCUGUCUGUCAAACACGCUGCGGAGGGCGCUGUCGACCUGAUCGGGACCCAGACCGUCACUGACCGCGGGCUGAUCAAGGGUCUUGUAUAUCAUAUGGAGCUUGCAAGAGGGGCAUAUCAGAAAGAUUCCCGGGGCUUAGCGCGCAUGUCAAUGCUGCGGCGGAGCCGAAUUCUUAAAUUCGUGAGCAAGGGUUACAAUCUGCGACUAGUAGGCCACUCGCUUGGAGGCGCGACUGCAUGUCUGAUAACGAUGAUUCUUCGCAAGAAUGAGAGCAUGCAUCGUAUACCAAAAGAGGCAAUCUCAUGCAUCAGUUUCGCCACACCCCCUUGUGUUCCCAGGGAGGCGGCGAUUGAAUGUGCCGACUACAUCACAACCAUUGUGCUUCAGGACGAUGUGAUUCCAAGGAUGAGCGUUCAGGCAUUUGAGAGGCUGAGGGCUGAAAUUUUGUUGACUGAUUGGAGUGCAAUUCUGAAGGAGGGAGCAAAGAGGGUUGAAUAUCUCAGGUUGGUGGCAAAGACCAUAGAGUCUGUGCAGCCGACGUUGACAACAACACUUUCAACACUUUCAAGCGUGCAGCAGACGGCUUGGAAAUAUGCAUCGAAGGCCAGACUUCCUGGCAUCCCAGGGACAGAGAUGGCUUUGAGUGCAUCGAAGUCAGAGCUGAUCGCGAAACUAACGUCAGGAGGUUCUGCGGCGAGAGAAGCAGCCCUCGGGGCACUGCGAAAGGCCGGAGUUUUGUCAUCAGGACCAUCUGGACAUCCGCAGCCAAGCAUUGAGAACGGUUCCAAUCAUACUGCUGGGAAAGGGGAAAGGGAAGGUCCGCAACAAGCCAGCCACCCCAUGCACCAGCAGGACAUGUCGGCAGGAGAGAAAAGCCCUGGUGCAGUUAAAGAGUCAGCUAUGGCAGCCAUAGAUGCAGACUUGCAUGUGCCCGGUCAACUAGUCCAUCUGGUAAGGAGAACGGGCUCAGGGGAGCGAACAGGUACGACCGAAGGCGGCAAGAAUAUUCCACAUAUGGAAGGUGGAAACAGUAUUCCAAAUGAAGGCAAUGGGAUGGAUACGGACGUCGUGAAGAUCUUUAUAGGCCCCGUUGAGAAUCGAUUUGCCAGAAUUAUUUUGUCAGACACAAUGGUGUCUGAUCACAGGUGUUCGAACUACUGGUCCGCUCUACGGGACGCGCUGAAGACCACCUAGAUGUGUUUUGAACAGCCACCCUACUCUCGCUUGCACCGCUGAGGAUAAACCAGUUUCUGCACA
Messenger RNA from Chara braunii, 2413 nucleotides. The record is from the annotation of a GenBank genome assembly. Lineage: Eukaryota; Viridiplantae; Streptophyta; Charophyceae; Charales; Characeae.